This is a messenger RNA of Prorocentrum cordatum, 2124 nucleotides long. NCBI's taxonomy places the organism in Eukaryota, Dinophyceae, Prorocentrales, Prorocentraceae. The record is from the annotation of a GenBank genome assembly.
GAUCGAGCAAGCGAUGCUCGUGAUAUCGUGUGCAGCCUCAGGUGCGGCCCUCCGCGUGUGCAGGGCGCGCGCCCGGGCAGUGCGCAGGCCGCGGCCAGAGCCGGCCUGCAGCGGAGGCACGCUGCCGCUCCUUCGGCAAGAGGUACCCUCGUCGAUUACGCCCUGCGAUGACCGUGCAUGGCGGGCAAGCCCUGCACCUUCGGCGACGGCUGCGGCGGCGGCUCCAUGGCGGGCGCCGCUCUCGCGGGCGGUGAAGACGACCAGCACAUCCGGAUCGACUCGUUCGACGGCUCCCUGCUGCGCUGGACCGUAGACAGAAAGGAGUUCGGCAGAGUCCGGGGUGGCCUGACCGCCACGCAGGGCGACGAGAGGACGCGCGCGGCCUCCUCCUUCGAGGCCGCCGGCAGCUUCCGCGGCCUGCUGCACUUCGAGUGUGCUCGAUGGCUCCCAGAUGUCCUCGGGGUGCCCUUGUGGCCCCCGGAGCGCCGCUCUGACACCGCGAAGGCCUCCCAGCGCGAGGCUGCCCAGGUACUGGAGCUCACGGGCAGCGACGCGUACGCGUUGAUCCUUCCCCUGGUGCUCACGAGCUUCACCGCCAUCACGGUCUCGAACAGGCGGCCACGCCGAGGGCCCGAGGCAGCGCGGUGCGCCCGCGCGGUGCGCUCGCGCGCCGUCGUGUCGCGGCGGCGACCCCAGGCCUCCAGCGGAGCGUCCUUCCUGAGCUUCGGCCUCCGCGUGCCCUUCUGCGGCCCCGCUGGGCCAGCGAGGGCGAGGCGUGGCGCCGCGCGCUCUCUCCUGGCGAGACUGGCGCGCAGGGCCCUGCGCUUCGGCUUCUCCUGGGGGCUCAUGCGCGAGGACGCCGACCUGGAGGGGCUCCGCGCUCAGAGGCUGCACGCCGCCAGGCUGCCCGCCGCGGGGAGCGCGCCGUGCCCUGCGGCGCUGCGGCGCGCGGCGCGUGCGGCCCCGCGCGUGACCCGUGCCGCGCCGAGGGCGCCCCGCGCCGCCGUGCGCAGGGGGGAGGACGGCGUCCGCGUCCGCGAGGGCGAGGCCCGCACCUCCGCGGAGCUCCCGGCCCGCCUCGCCACGGGCUCCAACGUGGAGGAGGUGGUCGGAGGGCGCCGGCCGCCAUUACAAGCUGGUGGAGGGCUGCGGCCUGGGACCCGCCCAGGGCUGGGUGACCACCAGCCUGAGCGGAAGGCCCCUCCUCAUCCGCAAGGCGGAGGCACCGCCGCCCCCGGCGCCGACGCCCGCUCCGGAUCUCCAGCGCUCCAGCUACGCGGUCCGGCUGGCCGUCAACAUCCACGGGUGGAGGCCCGAAGGUUCAAGCGGCACGAGGACCAGAAGCGCGCGCUCGUGGCGCGGCUACUGCUGCGCCGGGCCAGCAUGCUGGCGCUCGGGCACAAGGACUUCGGCGGCCUGUCCAUCAGUCGGACCAAGGGCAGCAAGCCCUUCCUCCACUGCCCGCUGCCGCCCGAGGGCGAGGCGCCGAACUGGAACGCCAACGUCUCCCACGAGGGCGAGUGGGUGGUCUGUGCCAGCGAGCCGCUCUGCGUAGUGGGGGUGGACGUGGCCGAGCUGCGCCGCUUCGGGCCGAAGGGGAACCCCCUGGACUUCAAGAAGUCCAUGAAGGACAUGCUGACCGCGGCGGAGUGGGCGGAGGUGGCCAGUGCUGGGGAGGAUCUGGACUGCCAGUACGAGGUGUUCCAGAGGUUCUGGUCUGCCAAGGAGGCGUUUGUCAAGGCGCGCGGCGACGGCCUUCAGUUCGAGCUCGGGAGGGCGGAGUUCUCCUGGAGCCCGAUGCCGGGCUAUCCCGACAAGACGGCCUACCGGGGUACGGUGGCCGUCGACGGCGGCAGCAGGCCGCUGUGGGCCUUCGUCCAGCACAGGAUGCCCGGCGAGAGCCCGCACUGGACCACCGUGGCCCGCGGGCCGCUCGCGGACAUCGUGGACGCAAACGGGGAGUUCACGCGCACGCUGCGGAGGGCCCAGGCGAUGUUCUCCGACAAGGAGUGGUCGGAAGCGCUCAGUGCUGGCAGCCCUCCCUUCGACGUCGUGCCCGUCGGGGCUCUGGUCCCCGCGGGCGAGGUGGAGGCGUACGUUAGAUCUGGCGGCUCGGCUCCGUGA